Oryzias melastigma (Indian medaka) is the source of this 3480-nucleotide messenger RNA. It is a transcript of the gene ttc39a, whose product is annotated as tetratricopeptide repeat domain 39A. Gene Ontology annotation, molecular function: protein binding. The coding region runs from base 165 to 2021 and encodes 618 amino acids. Lineage: Eukaryota; Metazoa; Chordata; Actinopteri; Beloniformes; Adrianichthyidae. The transcript is spliced from 21 exons. The record is from RefSeq and is a predicted model, not a curated record.
CGCCCCGCCCGGAAGACGGAAGACACCGCGGCAGCUCUCCCGUCAGCGUCCGUGAAGGAUUUACGUGCGCGCGCCGGUCCUCUCGCGUUCCCCGGUGUGAGCCUCUUCAUGCCCGUUGCUGAUCCCCGCUCCACCGCUGUCUCACCGGACCCCAGACCUGUGGCAUGAGUUUUAUCAACAAAUGGAGACGAACGGUGAAGAAGGAUGACGGGAAAAAGGGUGCCACGCAGGCACAAGACGUCCCAGAUGAUGUGGACUCCCCGAGCCGGUUGUCAGUCGUAAACAGUCCAAACAUGGAUCCAAUUAUCACAGACUUCAAUUUACAGCUUCAGGACAACGAAGGUUCUCCAGAUCCGACGAGUCCUUCAAAUGGGUGCUCGCGGUCCGACCUGUCGCUCGCUCUGGAGGACUGCAUGGCGGCUCUGGAUCAGUUCCUGAGAAAUGACUUUGAGGAGGCGCAGGCCCGCCUCCGAUGCAGGACGAAAGACAGCAUGUACCACGCUCUAACCUACGCCACCAUCCAGCAAAUGCAGGCCAUGAUGACAUUUGACCCCCAGCACAUUCUGGCUGCGGGCAGCACCAUGAAGGAGGCGCAGACCAUCUGUCAGCGGUUCAGGAAGAAGUCCACGUUCAACAGAAACUUCACUGAAGAGGAACUCCACGCUGAGGUGUGCUACGCCGAGUGCCUCCUGCAGAGGGCAGCACUCACUUUCCUUCAGGAUGAAAACAUGAUCAGUUUCAUCAAAGGGGGAAUCAAAGUGAGGAACAGCUACCAGGCAUACAAAGAGCUUCACACUAUCCUCCAGUCAUCUGGAUACACUAAGGGUGACAACCACAGACACUUUGAGGGGGGUGUUAAACUGGGAGUUGGAGCCUUUAACUUAAUGAUUUCCAUGUUGCCCACUCGGAUGCUCAAGCUGCUGGAGUUUGUCGGUUUCUCUGGCAACAAGGAGUUUGGUCUCCAGCAGCUUCAUGAGGGCUCUGCAGAAGGAACCUUCAGGUCCUUCUUGUGUAACAUGCUGCUCCUCUGUUAUCACACAUUCAUGAGCUUCAUUCUAGGAACCGGAGAAGGAGACGCUGAAGAUGCAGAGAAACUCCUGAAACCAUAUCUGGAAAAAUAUCCCAAGGGGUCCAUCUUUUUGUUUUUUGCUGGUCGAAUAGAGGAGAUCAAAGGCAACCUGGAUGGGGCUAUCAAGCGCUUCCAGGAGUGCUGUGAGGCCCAGCAGGAGUGGAAGCAGUUUCAUCACAUGUGCUACUGGGAGCUGAUGUGGUGCUUCACCUACCAGAGGCACUGGAAGAUGGCCUACUUCUACGCUGACCUGCUUAGCAGGGAGAACUCCUGGUCCAAGGCCACGUACGCGUACAUGAAAGCAGCUUACCUCAGCAUGCUGACGGAGGAUGAUUGUCUAACCUUUGGGGAAUCUGCUCUAACUCUGUUCAGGCAGGUUCCUGGGCUGAAGCAGAAAAUCGCAGGGAAAUCUUUACCGACGGAGAAGUUUGCCAUCAGGAAAGCCCGCCGCUACCUGGCAGAAAACCCGAUUCCUCUUCCUGUCGCUCCUCUGGAGAUGAUGUACAUUUGGAACGGCUACACAGUCAUUGGAAAACACAAAGAGUUGACGGAGGGCAUGCUGGCUACUCUGGACGAAGCACAGGCCACGCUCGAAAGCUCCCCAAGGUCAGAGUACUCCACAGAUGACCAGUGCUUGAUAAGCUUCUUGAAGGGCCUUUGUCUCAAACACUUGGGGCACCAUGAGGAGGCUGAGCACUAUUUCACUCUCGUCCUCUGCAAUGAGGGUCAGAUCAAAUAUGACCACUACCUGGUUCCCAACGCUCUGCUGGAGCACGGUCUGCUGUGUCUGGAGCAAGGCAGACGAGCUGAAGCCAUUAAGCUGCUAGAAGCAGCAAAAAACAAUUUCAAGAAUUACUCCAUGGAAUCCCGGACACACUUCCGUAUUCAGGCUGCUUUGCACAAGGCCAAAGCAACAGAGGAGAAUGGAAUCCACACGCCCUCAAGCCCAUAAUGGACCGAGGACGGGACACGAAGGCAGAACCAUCUCUGUUUCUGCAUCAGAGCAGUUCUGCCUGUUAGCAGUUUAAGUGUCUUCAUCCACAGCGUAGGAGGAAGAGGGAGGAUACUUUUUCUUGCGUGUUCUUCCUUAUAGAUGAGCUCUGUGGCUGAUUUACACCGGCAGAUUCGCUACGUCCUCUUCCACAAAUACCCAUCCGUUCAUUCAAUGUAAAGAUCCAAUGAGAAAUCGAAAAUAUGCUUAGAAAACAUCAAGCUUCUGCAUCUAUUCUGGGACCAUCCACACUAUAGAUGUUUAUUCAGCUUUUUUUAACGACCUCCAAAGGACAAAUAUAUGCCCAGGUUCAUCUGUUAUUCUUUUAUUUAAAUGCACAUUUAAGUUGCAUAUUUAUCAAGAAUUGAUAAAUAUGUGAAAAGAAUUGGGAAAAGGGAGAAUUUUGCUAAUCUUCCCGUCAUUAAAGGAAAAUUCUUCCUGUUUAUCCUUAUAAAUUUACAAAAAUGAGCCUUAACACAAACAAAAAACACAGACUGCAGCCCCACUGAAUCCAGUACUUGGUUCAAUAGUCAGAUUACAUUAUCUGUGAGGUGUAUUUAUUUAGAAAAGUUUUACUGAUCAAAGCUACUGACCAACCAAGUUCUGAAAGUUGGAGAAUUUAGAUUUGUAUCAUUUUAUUUUUAAUAUUUUACUUGAAAAUUCAAAGGCAGAAUUUUCUUCUCGUCUCUCCCUCUAAAAAGGUUUUAGCAUAUUUUAUUACUUUGUAAUGUUCGCAUUUCCACAAUUUAAAUGACUCUAUCAGGACAAUUGUUGUUUUUAAAGUUUAAAGUUUUCCCUCCUGUUCUCCACUAACCUUCAUGAGCACACAGACCGCGUCUGCCUGCUGCAUGCAAUAGUUGUGGUUUGCUCUGUUUUGAUCAGCCGAUCUUUCCUGGAACCUCAGAAAAAAAAAGUUUCAAAAUCUACAUUCUGUCAAAUCUGUUUGUAAAUAGGCUCACCUUUUUGAUGAUUAGUGGUUUGGUUACUAGGAAAACUAUUCUGCGUACAUGCAAAAGUGUUCAAAAACACUUGAAUGAGAUGGUGUCAUGUGUUGCAAUUAGAGCACGGCUGCUUUAAUAAUAGAUGAGUACGAUUUGGGAUCCAACUGAUGUCUCGGAAUCGGUUUCAAGUUGUCUUUUUAAUGGUGAUGGAAAUUUAAUGUUAUUAGUUAGCAUCCCAGUUGCGGUCAGUCGCCAGAAUAUUACCGUUGUGUAUAAAACGUUGCUUUUUAGUGAUCGAUGAAGCUUAUUUUUGUUUUGGCCUCGGGUGGCAGACGUAGCUGUAAAAAGAAAAUCUAACCAAACCAUGUUGCUGUGUUUACAGACGCUGAAUGAUAGCAUGACUGUCUAUUGCAAAGAAUGACUUCUCUGUAAAUGUCACUGUAAUUUAUAAUAAAGUAUUGAGAGCAAUUAAAUGUCUA